Molecule: messenger RNA, 2931 nt
Organism: Dermochelys coriacea (leatherback sea turtle)
Lineage: Eukaryota; Metazoa; Chordata; Testudines; Dermochelyidae
Gene: POLN
Product: DNA polymerase nu
Exons: 22
Coding region: 220-2931 (903 amino acids)
Biological process (GO): double-strand break repair; DNA-templated DNA replication
Molecular function (GO): DNA binding; DNA-directed DNA polymerase activity
Source: RefSeq, a predicted model, not a curated record
UUGUGAAAUGCAUAACAUUUCUAUAUAUUCUGAUCCAUGGUAUAUUGUACCUUUUUGCCUGCCAAAUUCUAAAUCUAAUCUAGGUUUGCCACCUGAGAUAAGACUGACCCCUCCCACAAGAGAAAAAGUUAGUUUACAUUUAAAAAACCUCUUCCUCUAGGAGGAAGCUACAGAACUAAGGAACAAUCUCUUGACUGUUGUUUUUCUGUCCAAGGGUUGAUGAGAAAAAUGGAGAGUUACAAGGAGUACAUAGGACAUGACCUUUGUAAAGUGCCACUAUCAAAUAUUGCUCAAAGGAUUAUGUCAGCUAUGCAGUCUAUUCCUUUAGAGGAAGCUCAGAAUAGCAGAGAAGGUGAACAGAGUGAGUCGCGUACUGUUCACACAGCAUCUUCCCAGCUGACUGUGCCGGCUUUCCACAACAGAUGCACUCCUGCUUGGAGUACGUCAGAGCUGUUGGAUCUGCUAGGUCUGUGGGGAGAGGAGGCUGAGCAGUCUCUGCUUCACUCAAGCUGUAGGAAUUUAGAUAUCAAUGAGCAGAUUGCUCGUGGCAUGCUGAAGAACGGACUUGAAAGGGACACGCAGCAGUGCUGUGCUAAGAUCAAGGCAGAUGUACCAGAAGGCAUGGGAGGCCAACUGUUGCUCUGUUUUUGUUUCUUCCAGGAGAUCCAUGAUUCUAUAGCUGUAUCAUUAAAUAUGAAUACCAGCACUGCAAAAAGCAAUAGUCCAUUAGCUAGUACAGAACUUACGGACAAAAUGUUCUGUAAUCAAAACACUAAAAUAGUGAGCUCAGUAUUGCUCACUUCUAGUAAGAGCACUUUUAUAAAUUACCAGGAUGUAGACCUACCAAAAUGGGACUAUGCAGAGAGAAACUCAUCAGUACAAAGAAAGAAAAAUAAGAAUAGCGAAAAUAAUAAAAUCACCAGUCUUAAAAGGAAGCAGGAUAUAUCUACUUACUGCUCAUACAAAAUGGAACGGUGGUUACCACUGAAGGAAGAUGUUAAUUCACAUAAAACAAAGCAUGACUGGGCUUCCGAACAAGCAGAAAAAACAUUUUGUGAUAUCAGAAAUUUAGGACAUGAGGAAAAAAGCCAGUUAAUCACAACUAUAAAAGAGGCAGUAGCUGUGGUAGUUACUAUGGUAUUUCAAGAUGGUUCUUCACAGCUGAGCUCAGAUCAGGGCUUAGUCUCAUCAGUAAGAGGAAUUGUUAUGUUAAUAAAGAGACAGACAGACCAACUUUGUCCUUCCAGUGGCUCUUCGGUUGUUAAUCCAAUUGUUUGGGAUGCCUGUACCAGAAAUGAUAAGUUUAUUUAUUUAAAAAUAGAGCACUCUUCUGUUUGGGAGCAACAGGAACAGACUCAUAAGAAGUACAUCAGGGAAAUACUAUUUCAAAUACUACACUGUACUGUUGUUUGCUUCAAUGCAAAGGAUUUUUUGAGAACACUGCUUCAUGUUUAUGGUGAUGAUAUUAACUGGAAACAAGUGGCUGAUUGUGUUGUGUUAGAUCCAAGGAUUGCUGCAUGGCUGAUAAACCCCAGUGACACUGUCCCCUCUUUUGAAUAUUUGAUACAUAAGCAUUUUGAAAAGCCUGUCUCAGAGAGAACAGUGAAUAUGAAUGCAGAUUCCUUGAGAAAUACAUUGCACCAGAACUUGGUUCUAAACUUGAAGAUACUUUACAGUAUAAUGAUGGAUCUGGCUGAUGAAUUGCAGGUUCAAGGCUUGUGGAAACUCUUUUGCACUUUGGAGCUUCCCUUGAUAAAAAUUUUGGCAGUGAUGGAAACCCAUAAAAUACAUGUGAAUAAAGAAGAACUAAAAAGAACAUCAGAGAUUCUAGGGUUGCGAUUGAAAGAGCUUGAGCAGGAAGCCCAUCAAGCUGCUGGACAACAAUUCCUAUUGACCAGCAAUAGUCAGCUGAGAGAGGUAUUGUUCGAAAAACUAAAGCUCCAUAUGCUGUGUGAGAAAGUUCCCAGAACUGAGAUGCAGCAUCUUCAAUCCACUUCUGAAGUUGUGUUAAAUAAACUGCAAGAUCUUCAUCCAUUGCCUAAGAUAAUUUUAGAAUACCGACAGGUUCACAAGAUAAAGUCAACCUAUGUGGAUGGACUACUUUCAUACAUGAAAACGGGAUUUAUUUCAUCUACAUGGAAUCAGACAGGAACUGUAACUGGCAGACUUUCAGCUAAGCAUCCUAAUAUCCAAGGUAUCUCCAAGCAUCCAAUUCAAAUUAAGAAGCAAUAUGUAAAAGGAAAAGAAAAUGAAAUAGUAACUAUUUCUCCAAGAACAUUGUUUGUUUCAGCUAAAGGAUAUACGUUCUUAGCAGCAGAUUUUUCCCAUAUUGAAUUAAGAAUCCUUGCACACCUAUCCUGUGAUCCAGAACUUCUGAAACUAUUCCAAGAACCUGAAACCACUGAUGUGUUUACUACACUGGCUUCUCAAUGGAGGGGUAUUCCAAGUGAACAAGUGAAGCAUGCAGAUAGAGAACAGGCAAAGCGUGUUGUCUACUCAGUAGUUUAUGGAGCAGGUAAAGAACGUCUUGCCGGAUGUCUGGGAAUUACUGCUCUUCAAGCUGGUCAAUUUAUAGAGAGUUUUCUGGUGAAAUACAAAAAAAUUCAUGACUUUACAAAGAAAACCAUUGAGCAAUGCCACAAUGAAGGAUAUGUGGUUUCCAUCAUGGGACGUAAAAGACACUUGCCUAAUAUCAAUGCUCGAGACUACAGACUACGUGCUCAAGCAGAGAGGCAGGCUGUCAACUUUGUUGUCCAAGGAUCUGCAGCUGACCUUUGUAAAAUGGCUAUGGUUGAGAUUUUUACCUCUGUUGCCAUUUCUCCAACUUUAACAGCCAGGUUAGUAAGCGAUGUUCUUUUUCAUUUUAUGACAGAAGUAGCUGAAAUAAAGGCAUUUCUGGGAUUUUAUUCUUUAUUGUUCCAUGUAAUAUGA